GGCGGAUCGACACCGAAGUGAGAGCAGAGGAGGAGGGCAAGGCAGACGUGCAGCAGACCGCCUACACCGGAGACCAGCAGCCGCCUGCCCCCGCAGGCGAUCGAGACCCACAAGGGGACGAGCCAGAGGACAGCGAGACGGCCGGUAGACCUGACUGGGGUCAGGAAUGGAGCCGUCAGGGGAGCUGGACCUGGUCCUGGUCGUGGCAGUGGGUUGAUGACCGCCGGGGGGAGGAUCCCUGGCUGCGGGGAGGCCCAUGGGGAGGGUUCGCUCGGACCGCCGGCACAGCUGCCGCCGAGGUCCGGGCGCCGGCCGUCGAGACAGCCAGCUACGCGACGAUGUGGCUGGGUCGCGAGGGGACGCAGCAGUGGUCGAGCCUCGCGCCAGCAGCGCCGCCGGCGACGCGGCUGGGAGCUGCCGCGGCAGCGAGCGCGGCCCCGCCCGCCGCGCCGAGUGCGCCGGCCGCGGCCCCCGCGCAGCGUGCGGCGGACGUCCAGGCGGACGCGACGGCGAGCGCCGAGGCGCACGCCGCGCCAGCCGCGCCGGCAGCGCCGAGGGCGCCCGCCGCGGCUCCUGCGCAGGCCGCGCCAGCCGCGCCCGCCGCGCAGGAGGUGCCCACGCGGGCGCAUGCCCCGCUGGCGUCGGCAGCCGCGGGCUCCGUCGAGACGGGGCUCGGGAGCAGCGCGUGGCCGGAGCUGCCGCCACAGCCGCAGUCGCAGCCGCCGCCGCCAAGAGGAGACAACAUGGGGCCGCAGGCGUGGCCGGGCUUCGACCGCCUAGACACGUGGGUGGCCAGCCUGAGACGAUGGAGUAAGAGGUCCUCCCUGGCUCCGUCAGCCCAGGGAGGAAGAGUAGUCGACGAGCUGCCGCUGGAGCUGCAGGAGAAGCUGAUGAACAUUCCAGAAGAUAUCGACUUGGAAGACGGGCUGGAAGUUCUCAUUCGAUAUCUCAGACAAUGCCGAGGAGAUCGAGAUGACGAUAAGCAGAAGGAAGCGUUCCGACGAGCCCUGGAGGAAGUGGCCAUCAAGCCGGGAGAGUCUCUCACGCAAUUCAGACAGCGACGAGAUCUAGAAGUCAGGGAGGCCAACAAGUAUGGAUUGGACUUGCCCGCGAAGAUACAGGUCGAGCAGCUGAAGUCGGGAGCACACUUGUCGGAGCAGAACCUCAUAAACAUGUUGAGCAUAUCGCAGGGUCGGGACGACUUGGACUCGAUCAAGAAAGCCAUGAUGAGAAUGGACGUGAAGCGCAUCGCCACCAAGGCCUCCGCCGGAGGUGCCAGGGGGGGCCGGUCGAGGGUCUUCGCCUCCGUGGAGAACGCCGUCGCCAACGUCCAGGAGCAGGUAGGCGACGACGAGGAAGACAUGGAGGAGUGGAUCGUCGAGUUCCUGGAGGACUCCGUCCUCGAACACGACGACGCCGAGGCCGUGUACGUGGCUGUGGACCACCAGGACCUGGACGAGGACCAGUUGUGCGCCGUGAUCGGCGCCAUCUUGGACGAGAAGCGCGAGAAGGAGGGCAAGCCCAGGCGAUGGGCCGAGAGCAAGGAGCUGAAGCGGGCGAUGGCCAGGGACAGGGACUUCUUCGACAGCAAGCGGGCCGGCAAGGCUUCUGGAGGCAAAGUGGGCUCGGGUAAGCAACGACUGAGUAUCGAGAAGCUGAAGGCCCGCACCAAGUGCGCCAACUGCGGGCAGAAGGGGCACUGGAGGAAGGAGUGCCCGAACCCCUUUCGUCCGAAGCAUCGUUCCAAGGCCGAGAUCCGGCCGCGCGGCUCCAUGUACGUCCGGGGGGACAACGGCGCGAGCUCGGGCAUGACCUGGCUGGUGGGUGCCGUCCGUAUCGAGGAGAUCUGUCGUGCUGUAGCUCAGAUCGAGGACGGCGUGUGGCAGUUAGACGACGAUCGCGAGCCAGCCGGCAUGGUGGACACGGCGGUGGGCCAGGCACUUGUGGGCAGCGAGCGUCUGGAGAAGCUGAAGGUCGCUUACGCUCGCCGAGGCUGGAAGAUUCCGACUCGCUACGGCAAAGUGGCCGGCCAGGCCAGGGGGGUCGGAGGAAGCGUCAAGGUCAUCGGCGAGGCCCUGGUCCCGAUCACCGUGAUUCCGAACCAGAGCGUGAUCAUCCUGUUUCGCAUCGUGGAGGGCCCGAUUCCGCCGCUGCUGCCUGUGAAGUGGCUGGAGUCCGUGGGCGCCGUGGUCGACCUGCGCAAGGACGUCAUCGACCUGAGCGGCACCGAGCUGCCCUUGCACUGGGAGCCGUCCGGGCACAGGCUCGUGAGCUUGCUCGGCGCCCGGCCCACGCACCUGUUCGAGGUGGCCGCGGAUGCCGCGGUGGACUGGCCAGGACUGAAGGGGGUGUACGACUUCGGCGACACCGUGAAACCCGAGGUCGAUCGCACGUCCGUGGCCAUCGAGCUCGAGACCAAGCUUGAGGCGGCCAGCCCGACCACUCCAAGGGCACCGACUGUGGGGCGCUCCCAUCCAGUGCGCAAGACUCUCCAGUCGAAGAGCGGCUCCCCGGCCCAGCUGAUCAAAGAGGCGAGGGCUAUGCAGCGCCGCCGUCAACAAGCACAGCAGGAGACGAAGGCCAAGGACGAGUGGGAGACCAUCGGCAUGGACGAGGGCUCGGAGGCGACCGACCCGGAGCUGGAUCAGGAGGAGCUGUCGACGGGCAAGAUCACCUUUCCCCCAACGAUGCAGGCCUGGCGCCGCAUGACGUUGCGGGCCAUCUGGAGCUCAAACGCCAAGGCCACAAUGAUGAACGCCAACAUCAUGAGCGGCGAGAGGGUCUCGGAGGUGGCGCUGGAGUGCGACCAUCCGAAGUGGGCGCGGCGCCGCGGGACCAACCAGUACGCCAAGUACGAGCACUGCCUCAAGUGCAAGACGCGGCUGUGGAUCGAGAGGCGCUCACCGCAGCAGGUUCUCGACUGCCUGCAGCGGGCUCAGGAGCGCAGGGACCGGCACUCGGAUCACGCCCGCCUGUCCGCUCAGGCGGAGCCGCCGCCACUACCCAUCAAGCCCGAGCUGGUCUACAAGAAGACGGUCACGGCACCCGCCCACAAGGUGAAGACCGAGAAGGGCGCCCAGUCCAGCGGACCAGAGACGACGGCGAAGGUCCUCAAGGCCCUGGACGACAACAACAAGGCCCUGCAGCAGAUGGCGGAGGCCGUGCAGGGCAAUGCGAUCGAGCUGGAUCAGAUCACGACCGAUCGAAAAUGGACCCCCUACCUCCUAAGUGACUCGGAGAAGACCCAGAUGAUGGCCCAGGCGGCGGUCUUUCUGGUGACCGGGGAAGGGGGUCGAGAGUUCAGGGAGAGUCUCUGGGGAUACACCCGGGUGCGAGUCACGGAUGAAGGCAUUCCCCUUUUGGACUCCCUGACUCCCGACCUCUCGCCAGCGCAGUUACAGAACGCCAUCCGCAACUCCAGCAAGGACGUCCUGAAGUUCGAGGCCUGGAGAUCCGAGGAU
Messenger RNA from Prorocentrum cordatum, 3461 nucleotides. Lineage: Eukaryota; Dinophyceae; Prorocentrales; Prorocentraceae. The record is from the annotation of a GenBank genome assembly.